Molecule: messenger RNA, 2933 nt
Organism: Falco peregrinus (peregrine falcon)
Lineage: Eukaryota; Metazoa; Chordata; Aves; Falconiformes; Falconidae
Gene: ACBD6
Product: acyl-CoA binding domain containing 6
Exons: 7
Coding region: 233-901 (222 amino acids)
Molecular function (GO): fatty-acyl-CoA binding; protein binding
Source: RefSeq, a predicted model, not a curated record
AGGGUGCGGGCAGCCCCUGUCAGGCCGUUCCGUUUCAUCAGCGGAGCCGCGGGCGAGGGGGAUACGGGGCCGGGCCGAGGGGACGCGCCCCCCGCCGGCCCGCUGACCCGGGCCCGCCGCCGCCCGGAACUGUCGGGCACGGGCGCGUUUCCCGCGGGCAGCCCCGGCCGCGCGUACCGAGGCGUGAGGGGGAGCGGCGUGGCGGGCGGACCUGGGCGGGCGGCGGGCCGCCAUGGCGUCGCCCCCGCUGGCGGCGGCGGCGGUGGCGGCCGAGAGCGGCGGCGAGGCGAGCUCGGGGUCUGAGGAGACGGGGCCGGCGGCGGCGGGCCGCGACCUGGCCGCGCUGUUCGAGCAGGCGGCCGAGCGGCUGCCGGCGCUGCUGCCCGCCGCCAGCAAGGAGCAGCUGCUCUACCUGUACGCCCGCUACAAGCAGGUGAAAUUUGGCACCUGUAACACUCCCAAGCCAAGCUUCUUUGAUUUUGAGGGAAAGCAGAAAUGGGAGGCUUGGAAAGCCCUGGGAGAUACCAGCCCUCAUCAAGCUAUGCAGGAGUAUGUUGCUACAGUGAAAAAACUGGACCCCAGUUGGAAUCCACAGACAACAGAGAGGAGGGGAAAGGAAAGCAAAACUGCAUUCGGAGGCCCAGUUGUCAGCUCAUUAUAUCAAGAAGAAACAAUCAGGGAAGAGGACAAGAACAUUUUUGAUUACUGCAGAGAAAACAACAUUGACUAUGUAACCAAAGCCAUUCAAUCAAAAAAAGUGGAUGUGAAUGUCACAGAUGAGGAGGGCCGGGCUCUGCUCCACUGGGCGUGUGACAGAGGACACAAGGAGCUGGUUUCAGUACUGUUACAGCAUGCUGCUGAUGUUAACAGCCAGGAACAAGUCCCAACGAUCAUAGACUGAGACGAGAGUUUUCAGAGUCUGACAUCUAGUUGUACUUGGUGGUGGAUGAUCAAAUGAAAGAGCAGCUUCAUGCCUUAUAAAAUAAAAAAUGGUAAAUCAGCUACUAAUAAAAUUCACAGAGGCUGCUAAAAGGCUGUUGGAUGUCACAAAACCAGCAACCCUUUGAGGUGAUGAGAUGGGAGCUUCUUAAAUCAACACAUGCAGUCAGCUUCUCCCUGGCAGUGGUCCACUUUGGGGCAGGAUCCAGGCUCUGAUGCCUUCCCCCUCUGGCAGACAGCUGUGAGUGUGCGAACGUCCUCUUUAAUUCCAGAUUAGCCACAAAGAGGAGUCAUCAUCCUUAAGAAACAGGCAUGCUCGGGAAGGAAGGGCUGUCUGGAGGCUGCAGGGCACAGCACUGUCCUGAGGUGCUUUGAGAUGUCCGAGCGAGGUCCCUGGUGUUGGGUUUUUCUAACGAAGCAGAAGAAAGAAGUGUCUUUGAAGCUGUGGGCCAAGGGCCGCUGUAAGUCAGCUCCCUUGCUAGCCCAGGCUUCCCCAAGCUUGGCUUAAUAAAAUCCAGAUCCCAUUUAAUGAGGUCAGAGGAUGCUUCAGAUCAUCUCAACACCUAAAGUUUUGAUUUUGCACGCCAAACCAAGGAAGGUUUAUGAGACCAAAAUAGUCUCCAGAGCCUUCAGCCUCACUGACUUAAAAAAGAUCCCUGGGCCAUUAGCAGCACCUCUGCCACUCCUGCGGCACAUGGACACGUGCAACUUGGCUGUGCUUUUGCUGCAACUGUGCCUGCGGUCGUCAGUCAUGAUACUGCAGCCUCCCUGCCAGCGCUCCAGCCGCUCCUGCAGGGUUCUGGGCAUUUCAGCUGAGCCUGCCUUUGCCCCGUUCCGUGGAAAUGAAACUCCUGGGUUCAGACAGGGCGCUGCUUCAGCCUACCCAGGAGUGGUUUCUCUGCUUGCUUUUGGAUUGCUUUGUCUCUAGUGGUCACUCGGCUGUCGGCUUUAAAAUGUGAGUUUAUCCGAAGAGGACCACCUGAAAUGCAGAGUGGCAGCUCUUGGUCCAUUGUAGUUGACAAUUAAAAGUGCAACAUCUCCUUGGCCACCCAGGGCUGUGGGUUCAAGCCUGUAGGGUAAUUUCCAAAGUCCUGAAUCCCUUUAAAUAAAUAUAAGCCAUCAUUUGCUUUGAAGUCGGGAAGGACUCAGGUGAACUGAGCAAUGGCAGCAAUUCUGCCGGCUCCUGCUGUCUCCUGUCCAACUUGCUAAAUUUAGCAGCCUAAUCAAGCUUCCUCCUCUCUCUCUUUAAUCAGGUGGAGCAAGUGGCAUGUUGACUUGCUGGUUGGCGCUGGAUCCUAUCCUGCUCGCAGCAUUUCCAGCCCCUCGGUAGUGGCCGGGGGAGCCAUAUGCAGGGGAGCAGCAUGUCUGAUAGGCCACCGCGGCAGCACUUCCACUUAAUCUCUCUGCUCCCAUCCACACGUGCUGCCCUGAUAUCCGACAGCCGGUCCCAUGCGGGCACGAUGCCAGCAGUGACUUUACAGGCUUUGUGGCAGAGAUUAUUUAAAGGAGAUUAACCCUUCUAAACCCCUUAGAUUUUAAUUAUUUCUGUAUGUAUUUAUAAAACCUGCAGUCUGCUAGUUCCAGGGCACAACUGCCCCAGUCACUAUCCUUAACCUGGAUUCGUGAAUAUACAAUGCAGCCACAUUACAGGACAGGGGCUGGGCUGGACAGGGGUCAUUUGACUUAUUUAUUUAUUGCCGUUCUGGAGCAAUUCACAUCUGGGAUGAAAAUGAAACAUUAUGGUUUCAGUUUGUAAAAGGAGCUAAUAAUUCGAAUGACUUUAAAAUACUAGCACUAAUACUGCAUUAAUUGAAUUGUUUGAGUCAAUGUGGCAUCUCUCGCUAAUUGUUUUGGUCAAGGCAGCUCUGUCAUUAAUGCAUAGUGUUGCCUCCCCACGGCCCGUGUGGUGAACACGGAGCACCCUGCAUCUCUGCAGACAGGGCUCUAUAGGGUUGAUGUAUUGGCAGCCAGGAGAGGGAAGGCCUCUUCCUUUC